Molecule: messenger RNA, 7509 nt
Organism: Arthroderma uncinatum
Lineage: Eukaryota; Fungi; Ascomycota; Eurotiomycetes; Onygenales; Arthrodermataceae
Product: Beta-ketoacyl synthase, active site protein
Exons: 6
Coding region: 1-7509 (2502 amino acids)
Biological process (GO): fatty acid biosynthetic process; secondary metabolite biosynthetic process
Molecular function (GO): fatty acid synthase activity; phosphopantetheine binding; 3-oxoacyl-[acyl-carrier-protein] synthase activity
Source: RefSeq, a predicted model, not a curated record
AUGGGAAUCCCUUUGAACUCGGAUGCUCCAAGUCCGAGAUCCACUCCGGAGCCGAUUGCUAUCGUUGGAGUUGGCUGUCGAUUCCCUGGAAAUGCGAAUACUCCAUCGAAGUUAUGGGAUCUUUUGAAUGAGCCGUACGAGACGGGCAAAGAUAUCCCGAUAAACCGUUUCAACUUGAACAAGUUCUAUCAUCCUGAUGGAUCCCACCAUGGUACAUGUAAUGUCAAGAGAACAUACUUCUUGGAUGAAGAUGUACGGGUAUUUGACGCAGGAUUCUUUGGAAUCCCUCCUGGAGAGGCCGCUGCGAUGGAUCCCCAGCAUCGACUUCUGAUGGAGACUGUCUAUGAGGCAAUGGAGACAGCGGGUAUGACAAUUUCUAGCCUUCAAGGAUCCGAUACAGCAGUAUAUGUCGGAAUCAUGUGCAGUGAUUAUUAUAUCUUGGGCGCGCAAGACUACCGGGAGGUCCCAACUUAUAACUCCACCGGUAUUGCAAACAGUAAUGCCUCUGCUCGACUCUCCUACUUCUUUGAUUGGCAUGGUCCGUGUAUGACACUGGACACUGCGUGUUCGUCAAGCUUGGUGGCCCUUCACCAAGCCGUUCAAUCUCUCCGGGCAGGUACCUCUCGGGUGGCCGUAGCCGCUGGGACGAACCUCUUACUUUCGCCUAUGGGAUAUAUCUCAGAAAGCAAGCUAGGCAUGCUGUCUCCUUCGGGACGCUGCCAGAUGUGGGAUGCCAAUGCUGAUGGUUAUGCUCGUGGCGAAGGGGUUGCGGCAGUUAUGUUGAAGAAACUGAGCGAUGCAAUUGCAGAUGGAGAUGAUAUCCAAUGCAUUGUUCGCGAAACUGGAGUCAAUCAAGACGGCAAAACCAAAGGAAUUACUAUGCCAAGUGCCAUUACGCAGGCUGCUUUAAUUCGCGAAACUUAUGCCCGAGCCGGUCUUGAUUUGAAUGCAAAAUGGGAUCGACCGCAGUAUUUUGAAGCUCACGGGACAGGCACCCCAGCUGGCGACCCCCAAGAGGCUGAGGCUUUGCAUACUGCGUUUUUUUCUGGCGAAUCUUAUGAACCGGAUGAAGUGUUACAUGUCGGGUCAAUUAAGACUGUUAUAGGGCAUACGGAGGGCACUGCAGGCUUAGCAGGGAUUAUCAAGGCCUACCUGGCAAUGAAGCAUGGAGUAAUUCCACCUAACUUGCAUUUCAACAAUCUGAGUCCGGCGGUAUCACCUUUCUAUGACCACCUCAACCUUGUCACUGUCCAACAACCAUGGCCUAUUUUGCCCACAGAUGUACCACGGCGAGCUAGUGUCAACAGCUUUGGAUUUGGAGGAACCAACGCUCAUGCCAUUCUCGAGAGCUAUGGGCAGCUAGACCGGGGCACGCCGUUAACAGCAGCCCCAUCAGAACCAGUAUCUCCUUUCCUUCCGUACCUUUUUUCAGCCGCUUCCGAGAAAUCGCUUCGCAUAUUGGUAGAGUCGUAUGGCGAAUAUUUAAACAACAACCCUGGUAUAGAUGUCCGCAAACUUGCCUAUACACUGGCCUGCCACCGGUCGGCAUUUGCAUACAAAAUUUCCUACCCUGCAGCAGGCCAGGAGGAGCUGUCCAAAGCAAUAGAAACAAGCCUGUCUGCCGAAUCCAGUCCCUUCACAUCGCGCUCUUCUGUCAAAGAACCAUCGAUUCUUGGCAUAUUCACCGGUCAAGGUGCACAAUGGCCGCAGAUGGGUGCCCAGCUAAUCCAAUCAUCCCUGUACGCUGAAAAUAUCAUUACCGAACUGGACAUGGCCUUGACUGCUCUACCAGAAUCAGAUCGCCCCAGCUGGACGCUACGGGACGAGCUGCUUGCAAACGCUGAUACGAGUCGACUUGGGGAGGCCGCAGUAGCGCAGCCAGUGACUUGUGCCGUCCAGAUCAUGCUGGUAGGCUUGCUGAGACGCGCUGGUGUUAGAUUUCAAUCCGUUGUCGGUCAUAGCUCCGGUGAAAUAGCUGCGGCUUACGCUGCCGGGUUUAUCAGCAGCACCGAUGCUAUUCGCAUUGCGUACUACCGUGGCUUCCAUUCCAAACUAGCCAAAGGGCCCUCUGGCCAGUUGGGAGGCAUGUUAGCUGUGGGGACAUCAUACGAGGAUGCCCAGGAGCUUUGUGCUCUAGAGGACUUCGAAGGCAGAAUUGUAGUUGCCGCUUCAAACUCUGCCACAAGUGUAACGAUCUCUGGUGACCUUGAUGCAAUCGAAGAAGUAAAGGUCAUUUUAGAAGAAGAGGAGAAGUUCGUGCGGUCUUUAAGAGUGGACAAAGCAUAUCACUCCCACCAUAUGAAGUCGGUUGCACAAAGUUUCAUAGACAGUCUCAGGGCCUGCAGCAUCACACUGUUGACACCUCCGGCUGACGCUCCCACUUGGCACUCGAGCGUCUAUCAAGAUACGGUCAUUGAUGCAAACACUGCCCUAGACGGGCAGUACUGGACAGAUAACCUCAACCGCCCAGUAUUGUUUUCGCAGGCACUUGAAACUGCUUCGAAAUCGGUUGAGCUAUUCAAUGCAGCACUCGAGGUUGGUCCUCACCCUACUCUGAAAGGGCCCGCCUUGGAUACAAUCCAACAGGCAACAAACGGUAAAUUGGAAUAUAUUGGCUGCUUGUCGCGUGGCAAGAAUGAUAUUCAGUCCUUCAGUGGCGCUCUGGGAGCCAUCUGGUCUGCAGCUGGCCCUUCCGCGGUUGAUUUCAGCGCUUUCCAAGCAGCCGUUUUCGAGGAUGCGAGUACAAUUACCGCUUUUGAUGACCUGCCUAGAUACCCUUGGAGUCAUGAUAGGGUGCUAUGGGCAGAAUCACGAUCGACUAAGUUAAUGAGGCAGCAAGAUGACCACUGGCAUGACAUCCUGGGUACUCGUGAAGCGGAUGGGACAGAGGAGGAAUGGAGAUGGCGCAAUAUCCUCACUCCCAAAGAACUUCCGUGGUUAACUGAUCAUGCCUUGCAGGGCCAAACUGUAUUCCCUGCAACGGGUUACUUCUGUCUUGCCAUGGAAGCUAUAAUGCAAGUCGCGGGUAAACGUCCGGUGCAGCUCCUUGAGCUAACCGACCUCAAAAUCCGGAAGGCGAUCGCAAUUGACGAAAGGGAUGGUACUGAAACAAUAGUCUCGUUAACCAAGAUCCAGCAGGAUGAACAGGAGAUCACGGCCUACUUUGCAUGCUUCUCGACCAUUAGCAGAGACUCUCUUCAACUUGCGUUGAACUCGACAGGUAACGUGCGCGUUAUACUGGGGGAGCCAGCUCCUGAUAUCCUGGCGCCUCGUUCUCCACCAAUUCAUGGAAUGCAGCCAGUCGACAGUGAACAUUUCUAUGAAGAAGUGGCCAAGAUAGGCUACAACUAUGGCCCGACUUUCCGUGGAAUCCAGUCUUUAGAACGAAAACUAGGACAUUCCCGUGGUAAGAUCGUUGGUCCCCCGAAUAAUGAAACUGGAACGGCCCUCCUCUUCCACCCAGGAAUGCUUGACGCAGCAUUACAAGGCAUGCUUUGUGGAUUUAGUUCUCCUGGUGAUGGGCGUUUGUGGUCUCUCCAUGCACCUUCCACCAUCCGCCGAGUGACCCUAGUCCCCAGUCUAUGUGGUAUGGACAUGACCAAAGAAGUGCACUUCGAUUGCGCAGUCACGGACGUGGAAUUCAACCGGCUCACAGGUGACGUCGAAGUUUUCCAGAGUGACACUGGCUACAAAUCUAUUUCAGUGGAAGGGACGAGUUUCAUCCCCUUCACAGCUGCCACUCAUAUCCACGAUCGCCAACUUUUCGCAUAUGACGGUUGGGGGUUGGAGGCUCCAAAUGGUGCGUUGGCUUUGGGGUCAUACCGAGCAACGGCUGAUGAAAUCCAGAAGGGAUUGGAUGCAGAGAGAGUCGCCUUUUACUACCUGAGGGCGUUGCAUGAGACAGUACCGCAGGAUGAGCGGACUGCGCUUCAGCUUCCAUCGCAUCAUGAAGCGCUUUUCGACUAUGCCCAGCAUAUCUAUGAUAUUGUACAAAAGGAUGAGCAUGCGUAUGUGAAACGAGAAUGGAUGAAUGACACUUACGAGGAGAUAUGUGCUAUAAUGGAAAGAUACGGCCCUAAGGACCCUGACUUUUUAUUAAUCGCCGCAUCUGGAGAAAACUUACCUGCUGUUGUCCGCGGCGAAACAACAAUUCUCGAACAUAUGACGAAGGGAAACAAGCUCAACAAUUAUUACCAGAAUGCGUUAGGAUUCCACAAGCUUAACGAGCUGAUUUCUAUCACAGCUGCUCAAAUUGCGCACCGAUAUCCAAACAUGAAUAUCUGUGAAAUCGGUGCUGGCACAGGUGGUUCAUCCCGGGCAAUUUUUGGAAAGCUCGGCGCAGCAUACACAUCCUAUACUUACACUGAUAUCUCGGCUGGUUUCUUCGAAAAAGCCCAGGAAGAAUUUGCACCGUACCGUAACCGAAUGAUUUACAAAACCCUUGACAUCACGUCGAGUCCAGUUGAUCAGGGCUUUGUUGAAGGCGCAUACGAUCUUGUAGUGGCCGCAAAUGUGCUUCACGCUACCCCAGACCUCGAAGAGACGUUGCGCAGCACACGUCGCCUUUUAAAGCCUGGCGGUUAUUUAGUGAUGAUGGAAUUUAUUGACGAGAGCGUAAUGCGACUCGGUGUCAUUAUCGGUGGUCUGCCCGGAUGGUGGGUUGGGCGGGAGACUGGACGGAGGUAUUCUCCAAAUGUGCCCUUGGAACAAUGGAAUGAGCUUCUACUGAAGUCUGGAUUCGGUGGCAUCGAUACCCAUACGCCUGUUUAUGAUCCUGUGGUUAUGCCUGCGUCUAUUAUCACAGCCCGAGCCAUUGACGACCAGAUAACCAUGUUGAAAAGCCCACUGUCGAUUGCCGAAGGCAGCCUUCCAUCAUCAAAACGCACUGACCUCAUCAUUCUUGGUGGCAGUAAGAACACGACGAUGGCUCUUGUUGAUGGAGUUUCCAGCUAUUUAAAGCCUCACUAUAAAAGUGUGAUCCAAAUCAACGCACUGGAAGACCUCAAUGUGACAUCAAUUCCGGAAAAAUGCAGUGUCAUAAACCUCAGUGACUUUGACGGUCCCUUCUGGACGGACAUAACAACAGAUCGUUUCGAGAAACUCAAGGCACUUCUCAUGGUAUCUGUCAACUUAUUAUGGGUUACCUGGGGCUCUAGCCGGGACAACGGCGAUGGCGCCAUGACUGUGGGCUUUUUUCGCUCCCUGUUCUAUGAACUUCCGGAGUCGCAGUUGCAAAUUCUCACUUUGGAGAGCCCUGCUCCGGAAUCCGGAACAGCUUCUUUGAUUGCCGAGAGGAUUCUUCGCCUAGAAAUUACCACAGGAUGGCAGCGGACCCCAUCCGGGAAUGGCAAGCUGUGGUCCAUCGAGCCCGAGUAUAGGAUGGAGCAGGGAGAAAUCUUAGUUCCACGUGUGAUACCCGAAAGACAUCAAAACGAUAGGUAUAAUUCCGCAAAACGUAAGAUAAUCACGGAGGUCAAUCUCAAGCAGGCCAUCGUGACUCUCGGUUGGGGUAACAACGAAUACAAUCUACGAGAGCAAGAGACUUCAAGUUUUCCGACUCUCCCAGGUUACCGACGAGUUCGGGUCGAUACGUCGAUAUUAUCUUCACUUCUAACGCCUGCUGGGCGACUCUUCGUCAGUCUUGGAACGGACCUCGAUAAUGGUGGCCGAGUCCUUUCUGUAUCCCCGAAAAAUGCGUCCACGAUACAGGUUUCGGAGCAGUGGUCUGUCCCUGUUGACGUUGGCAGAGGAAUUGAUGUUCAGUAUCUCUCAUUCCUCCUAGGCUACCUGUCGAGCCGCAAUAUCGCUGCACUUUUGCCCUGUGGCGGUACUCUUGUGGCCCAUGAACCGGAUCCAGGACUUGCAUCCAUGCUUUCUCGUCACCCAGCUAUGUCUGGUUCGCGCGUGGUUUUCACCACCUCAAAUCCUCAGCUGGUCAGGAGGAACUGGGUGCUUCUACACCCACGCACCCCCAGUCGCCAACUGAAAGCAGCACUUCCUAGAGAUGUAUCGAUGUAUCUGGACCUCUCUAGUGACUGGUCAACAGUGCCAUGCACAGAAUCGUUGGGCAGCAGAAUCUCCGCCUGUCUUCCCCCUCUUUGUGAAAAGUUUGACGGAGCUGUUUUGGGUGCUCGCGAAUCAUCCCAGCGGCCUGGUUCUCAUGAUGAGAGUAUUCAUCAGCUGCUUAUGGAUGUCAAUGCGUUUGCUGUGGCCCAGCUAAAUGGUGUUCCAGACGGAAUGCCAAUGCGAUUGUAUCCGUUGAGUUAUAUUGUGAGCAAUACUGAACCCUUAGGACCUAUGAGCCUCGUCAAUUGGCAUUCUGAAUCCGAGGUCCCUGUCCAAGUCGAACCCAUCUUCAACCGAAAUGACUUAUUUCAGCCAGAUAAGACUUAUUGGCUCCUCGGUCUAGCGGGAGAUCUAGGCCGUUCACUAUGCGAUUUCAUGGUCACUCGCGGUGCUCAACAUGUUGUUCUCAGCAGUCGAAACCCGGUAGCUGACACACAAUGGAUCGAGGACCAUGCGCUUCAAGGGGUGACUGUCAGCUACCUGAAGGCAGAUAUUACCGACCGAGCUGACCUUGAACGAGCCCGUGAGGAGCUGCUUCAAACCGCACCUCCGAUCGCAGGUGUGGCCAAUGGUGCGCUCGUCUUGCGCGACAAAGGUCUGAUUAACAUGGACCUGGAUACAUUCCAUGCCAACACUCGAUGCAAGGUCGAGGGUACGACAUACCUUGAUGAAAUGUUCCCUGACAACACGCUAGACUUCUUUAUCGCGUUCUCCUCCAUCAGCGCCACGGUCGGGAACAUGGGCCAAAUGGCAUACACUGCAGCCAACAUGUUCAUGAAAGCGCUUAUUUCACAACGGCGACAUCGCAAUGUGGCAGGGUCCGUCAUUGACAUCUCUCAAGUUUUUGGCGUUGGCUACGUUGAGCGUGAGAUGAAGCUUCGGAACGCGAUGAGCCGUGAACAAGCAAUCCGACUGAUGGAUAAAUCUGGCACAAUCAUCAUGUCGGAACCUGAUCUGCAUCAGCUGUUUGCCGAAGCCGUGAUUUCCGGGCGCCCAGACUCCCAGCUCGAUCCCAACAUCAUCACGGGAGUCAAGACAAUGACUACUGCGGAGUCCAAGGACGCCAUUUGGCGUAGCAAUCCCCGAUUCGGCCAUUUCAUCCAGGAUGUCGGCGCCGUUAAAGCGCCCAGUGCGACAAAGGCAGCGACAAUCCCUGUGAAAACACAGCUCGAAGGCGCAAAGGACGCGGAGGAGAUGUCAACGAUUCUCAAAGCCGCCUUGACCGCGAAAUUGAAGAGCAGCCUGUUGAUGAAUGAUGAGACAAUCGCCGAGACGACUCCUCUCAUCGACCUGGGCGUUGAUUCACUCGUUGCAGUCGAGAUCCGAACAUGGUUUGCACAAGAAGUGUCCAUGGACGUGGCAGUGCUCAAGAUCCUAGGUGGCCCAUCGAUCCAAGAACUGGUCGACGACACUUUGGCGAAGCUGCUCCCAACUGUCGCUUGA